Molecule: messenger RNA, 2306 nt
Organism: Orcinus orca (killer whale)
Lineage: Eukaryota; Metazoa; Chordata; Mammalia; Artiodactyla; Delphinidae
Gene: CMTM6
Product: CKLF like MARVEL transmembrane domain containing 6
Exons: 4
Coding region: 105-650 (181 amino acids)
Cellular component (GO): membrane
Source: RefSeq, a predicted model, not a curated record
GUCGGCCGGAAGUGGGGCGGAGGCCCAGGAAGUGAAGGUCCUGGUAGCGGAGUCGGCGAAGUCUGCGACGCCAGUUGCGGCCUUGCGUUCCCGGACCGUGGGCGAUGGAGAACGGAGCGGUCUACAGAUCCACGACCGAGGCGCACGCGGGGCCCGCCAGAGGCGCCCGGAGCGGCCUCGUCGCCUACUUCAACCUGCGCCGGCUCAAGGGGACCCGGCUAAUCAUCAAACUCCUUCAGCUGGUGCUGUCUCUGUUGGCCUUUAUCUGUGAGGAAGUUGUGUCACAAUGUACUUUGUGUGGAGGCCUUUACUUUUUCGAAUUUGUAAGCUGCAGUGCCUUUCUGCUGAGUCUCCUUAUGCUGAUUGUGUACUGCACUCCAGUUUAUGACAAAGUUGAUCCCGCAAAAGUCAAGUCAUCGGAUUUUUAUAUUACUGUGGGAACAGGAUUGGUGUUUUUGGUGGCAUCCAUCUUAUUCGCUUUGACACAUGACAGUACCCCGGCUGAACUUGCUGCAGUUGUGUUUGGAUUUCUAGCAAGUUUUGUGUUCCUGUCUGACUUUUUCCUUAUGGUCUAUGAAAAACGUAAGGAGCCCCAGCCAAGAAAACCUGAGGCUACUGUUAAUGAACCACUUAAUGCUCAGGGACUCUAGGGAACAGGUGUUACGUCGCCACUGCGUGGUGCCUGAGCCCUGGCAGAAGCUCUUGUAGAGUCUGUCAUUAUUAAACCACUUCUUUUGGAGCGCAAGGCAGAAAGGCAGUUUGAUCAGUAUUGAUUGGACUGUGUGUCAGUCACCACAAAUUGGGCCAGAGGGCUUUUUGUUUUAAAAAAUAUAUGUAUAUUUUUUGGUAACAGUUGAAACUUCUGUCAGAUGAAGUUUUGUUUUGUUUGGAGGUGAGGGCAAUUGUUUGUUUAAAUCACGUAGCUCAACUGAUGAUAAAUUAUUCUGUCAUUGUUACUAGGCUUAGCUUUCAAAUUAUGCUUUAUAGCUGUAUAAACAGCAUGAUUAAGUUUAUCCAUUUAGAAAUGGUUUCAUUUUUAAAUUAACUUGCUUAACUAUAACUUUGCUUUUUGAUGACUUGAUAAAAUUUAAUGUAUAUUUAAGAGAUCAAUAUUUUAAAUGUUGGUCUAGGUUUUUUUCCUUAAAAUGUAAAACCCAGUCUUUACUGUAUCUCACUCAGACUUAAAAUUAUACUGUAACAUUUUAGGAUAAUAAUAAUUGACUCUUUCUGAGACCUUUUAUAGCCUAAUAGAAAAUGUAUGGGAGAUGUUGAUAUUUUACAUGUUACAAAAGCAAUAGCAUCAGUAACCCCAUGUUCAUACUGUACUUUGCUUGUCAAUAUCUUGUAAAAAAAAGAUCUUUAUAUAGAAAGAUAGAAAAAUGGAAGAAACUGCUAUCAUGACUAAGGACCAAAGAAAGAUAAGAUACACUUUUGCACAAUGCAGUGAAAGUAGUUAUAAAAGUAGGCCUCAACCACUUCCAGAUGCCUGAAGAGAUGAGUUCAUACUAGAAGACAGAAAAUGGUUUGCUCCCUUUUGCCAUAUGAUUAUUUCUACUGAAGUUAAUACAGCUCUGCAGGUUCUGUUCAGUGUUUUCUUUGGAGCCAAUCUUCUUUUAAAACCCCAAUCUUUGAUUUUUGAUUUGAGAGCCUCCCUCUUCUGUCUCCUUAUAAGAAUGGUCCAUGUACUACUUCAUCAGGCAUUGCUGGGCCUCUGGCUCUGGCUUCCUUGAUGGCAGAUUCUCCGGAAUCUUGGGCCCUUUUAAUUGCAUAGAGUAUAGAGCAGGAUCUUUAGGGUUCUUGUUCCCACAUAGGCAUUGCUCUGGUUUCUCUUCAAAGGAGACCUUCUUUUUCUUUUUUUUUUUUUUGCGGUACGCGGGCCUCUCACUGUUGUGGCCUCUCCCGCUGCAGAGCACAGGCUCCGGACGCGCAGGCUCAGCAGCCAUGGCUCACGGGUCCAGCCACUCCAUGGCAUGUGGGAUCCUCCCAGACCGGGGCACGAACCCGUGUCCCCUGCACCGGCAGGCGGACUCUCAACCACUGUGCCACCAGGGAAGCCCAGGAGACCUUCUUAAGAAAGUGAAUAUCCAGAGAUUCCUGCCCAGUUUAAUACUGCUGAUGGUGUAAGGGAGUAGUCAAACCAUUCUCAGAAGACACUUCAUACCCAGUUCUGAUAAUUUGGAAGAACUGUCUGUUGCUGGCAGUCUGUCUUAGAGCCAGCCAGCCAGGGCACUUUGAGCAAGACCUUUCUUAAAGUGGGUCCUUUUUUUUUUUUUUUUUAAAAACGGGACCUUUCCGACCAAGUGGUU